UCCAAGUAAGUCUUGAUCAAGGAGUUUCUGAACAGCUGAACCAAAAUAUCAAUCAAUUUAAUUGCGACGUGUUGCGGCAAUUGUUGUUCCAGAACAUGGCCUUGGCAGAGCUCAUGCGCAGGAGAUGGACCUAAGCCCUUGCAGUCCAACAAGCCCGGGACACAAAUCCCAAGCUGAGGCUGACCUUCUUGAACGCAAAACAACCGUGAUGCGCUUGCAGAACAGGCUUCAGAAGAUCUUUGCCAAGCAAUUGACUCCCGGCAAGAGCGUGUGGUGCUGGCGCUAUGAGAAGAAUGAGUCGGACCACACUUUUCAGGCUUCAGUGCACAUUUCCCUUCUUGACCGAUCAUUCACAGGUGGAUGGGCAGCCACACAUCAGGCUGCACAGAUGGAGGCAUGCAACCAGUUGGCAGCGUUUCUGGACAAAGACUUCAAGGCCUGAGCACAAGAGUAAUUGGCCAGCACAAAGCUGAGACGUAAUGUCGAGCCGACCUGCUCACAGAAUGUUUGAAAGUAUAGACAAAGCCCGACUCGCAGCAGAUCUAGGACCACUAACGUCAUUUGUAAAUUCAACUGCGCAGCUUUUGUAGAAGUGGAUGAGGUUAGUGCGGUUUGUGAGUCCUCAGGAUUUUUGGCUGCGAUUGGCACUCUAUAGCCAUGCAAACGCAUGGCAAGAGAAGUGCUGGGCAUGCAUGUCAGUCACAGCAACCUUUCAAAAGGAAACACCAAUGGCAC
Messenger RNA from Durusdinium trenchii, 735 nucleotides. The record is from the annotation of a GenBank genome assembly. Lineage: Eukaryota; Dinophyceae; Suessiales; Symbiodiniaceae.